Hippocampus zosterae (dwarf seahorse) is the source of this 2343-nucleotide messenger RNA. RefSeq names its product phosphatase and tensin homolog B (gene ptenb). The coding region runs from base 534 to 1844 and encodes 436 amino acids. Gene Ontology annotation, biological process: phosphatidylinositol 3-kinase/protein kinase B signal transduction; cell motility; phosphatidylinositol dephosphorylation. Gene Ontology annotation, molecular function: phosphatidylinositol-3,4,5-trisphosphate 3-phosphatase activity; phosphatidylinositol-3,4-bisphosphate 3-phosphatase activity; protein tyrosine phosphatase activity. Gene Ontology annotation, cellular component: cytosol; nucleus; cell projection. NCBI's taxonomy places the organism in Eukaryota, Metazoa, Chordata, Actinopteri, Syngnathiformes, Syngnathidae. The transcript has 8 exons. The record is from RefSeq and is a predicted model, not a curated record.
UUCCUCUGCCGACAAAACAAAAAGGUUUGAAAAAGAAAAAGAGGGCUUAAAAAUUUAUUGCGAAAAUCCAGAAAGGAAAUGUCGUCGCAUUGCCACCGUCACCUCGACUUGUGAGCUUUUGCUCGCUGGUCCAGGCCAGUGUUUGGAUCGCGGUCUUGUUGUCGUCUUGUCGGAGUGCUCGCCUCAAAUCACGGCGAGCGAGGCUGCCAACACUUUGCUCCUUCCAACCUCGGAUGUUCGGGACCUGACAAAGGAGGGGGCCGGUGGAGGACCUGGAGGUCCAGGCUCUAAGUGCGAGCGGGCUGGAGGCCCGUACGCCUCCCGGCGGUUGUGAGCCAGAAACGGGCCGCGACAGCCGGGCCGUCGGGCAGCCAGCGGACCGUCUUCUGCGGACGUCUCCGGCCGAAAUCCUCCGGGGACCGACGGGGUGUGCUUCUCUCUCCGUCUUUGCAACGUUUGCACGGCGAACGUCGGGCUUGUGUUGGCCCGCGGACGUCCGGCCGUGACCGUCCUCCCCCUCAUCCUCCGUCGCCAUGGCAGCGCUCAUCAAAGAGAUCGUCAGCCGAAAUAAAAGACGGUACCAGGAGGACGGCUUCGACCUGGACCUCACUUACAUCUACCCCAACAUCAUCGCCAUGGGCUUCCCCGCCGAGCGUCUGGAGGGCGUCUACAGGAACAACAUCGACGACGUCGUGCGGUUCUUAGACGCAAAGCACAAGAGUCACUACAAGAUCUACAACUUGUGUGCGGAGCGACAUUACGACACGUCCAAGUUCAACUGUCAAGUGGCCGAGUACCCGUUUGAGGACCACAACCCGCCGCAGCUGGAGCUGAUCAAGCCCUUUUGCGAGGACCUGGACGCGUGGCUGAGCCGCGAUGAGCAGCACGUGGCCGCUAUCCACUGCAAGGCCGGGAAAGGCCGCACGGGCGUCAUGAUCUGUGCCUACCUGCUGCACCGCGGGAAGUUCCGCGAGGCUCGUGAGGCUCUAGACUUUUACGGCGAAGUUCGCACGCGGGACAAGAAGGGCGUGACCAUCCCCAGCCAGCGUCGUUACGUGUGCUACUACAACACGCUACUGAGGAGCAGACUCCACUAUUCGCCUGUGGCUUUGCUCUUCCACAAGAUGCUCUUUGAAACCAUUCCCAUGUUCACCGGGGGGACCUGCAGUCAGUACACACACACAUACACAAACACACCCUCACCUUAUUCUUCGCCCCCGCUCACGUUGUCGUCACGUCCGGUCCUGUGUGCAGAUCCCCUGUUUGUCAUCUACCAGCUGAAGGUGAAGAUCCACACGUCCAACCCGGCGUUCACGCGCCGCGAAGACAAGCUGAUGCUCUUCGAGUUCCCGCAGCCGCUCCCCGUGUGCGGCGACAUCAAGGUGGAGUUCUUCCAUAAGCAGAACAAGAUGAUGAAGGACAAGAUGUUCCACUUUUGGGUCAACACCUUCUUCAUUCCCUGGCCCGACGAGGACCCGCAGAGGCUGGAGAAUGGCCAAAGCGGAACCUUGCGGGACGCCGGAUCUGAUAGGACUCUGCAGAACCAGGAAUGUGGCAGUAACGAUGACGACGACUUCCUGGUUCUGACUUUAAUGAAGAACGACCUGGACAAGGCCAACAAGGACAUAGCCAACAGAAACUUCUCGCCCAACUUUAAGGUGAAACUGUUCUUCACCAAGACGGCGGAUGAAGGCGGCGGCAGCGACCGCGAAGCCAACAGCGCGUCGGUGACGCCGGACGUCAGCGACAACGAACCCGAUCACUACCGCUACUCGGACACCACCGACUCGGACCCUGAGAAUGAGCCCUCCGACGACGACCGUGACCAGAUCACCAAGGUGUGAGCCGCCCGUCGGGCCAUCGGCCGCCGAAGCUCCAGGACCGCCGCGACCUUCGGACGCCACCCCUCGCCCCGGUCAACGGCGGCAUUGUUGGGCGGCGUGCCCGUUAUCGUGCCGUAUAAGGUCACGGAGAGAAACGCCUUCUCGGUGACUGUCAAGAAAUCAUUCCUUCCACUUCCUGGCUUUGCCACAGAGACCUUCAGCGCAUUUGUUUGGACACUUACAAUACAAUACAAUACAUGCUGAUUUAUAUAGCGCUUUCACAACAGCGGCAGCUGUAACAAAGCGCUUGACAAAACAGUUAGCAUCAAGUAAAACACUUGAAGCGGAGUUGCCAGAAGCGGCGCCCAUUCGGGGCUCCAAAAGCCGAGACGCAACUUCCAAGUCGGGGAAGUGGAAAAAAAGAUCCCAGCUUCAGUCCGGAAAACGUGUUCGAAUGGAACGUCUUUGUUUUCCAAAGGCAUCAAACACUGUCCAGUGAAUAAAGAAAAUAUUUAUGAAA